Periconia digitata is the source of this 729-nucleotide messenger RNA. The record is from the annotation of a GenBank genome assembly. Lineage: Eukaryota; Fungi; Ascomycota; Dothideomycetes; Pleosporales; Periconiaceae.
AUGUUUGGUUCUUCGCUCAAGUCAAUCUCGAUUUUCCUCCUACUCCAAACUGCUCAAUGUUGCGCGCCAAAUGACGCGCGACAAGCUGGCAAUGACACCAAUUCCACGCCUGAGCAUCCUUACGUAGUCCGUGGCGAUGACAGCCCUGCCGAUCUACAAACCACGGGUUAUUACGUUAACCACUUCUCGUUGAACGUGAACAACCUGACCCGGUCCAUCGACUUCUACACCAGAGUGUUCGGUAUGCGAUUCAUGUUCACAUAUCAUCUUACGCCUCACCUCUCAUUCACAUAUGUGACCCACAGCCAAGGUGGUCGUAAUGGCACUGGGUACCAAACAAAUGGAGAGUUGAUUCGGGAGAAGAACAACAAUGGCGGAGCAAUCGAGUUCGUACACUUCACACCACCGAACAAGAAGGAUAUUGAAGGGCCGAAAGUUCGUGCGACUACUUUAAGUCACGUUGGAAUGGUUGUUCCCGACCCAAAAGCAACGCAAGAAAGGCUCAAACAGCAAGGAGUCCCAAUUUAUAAGGGUGUUGGAGAAGAUAUGCCUACGGAGGGGCCAUUUGCAAGUCCGUUUUACUUGGGCGACGCGACAAACUUGAGCCCUGAUGACUUCGCGGCCAUUCAAGCUGGCAUGACGAAACUCAAUUUUCAAAAUAUCUUUGCUGAGGAUCCGGAUGGCAAUCUUUUGGAGAUUAUACCCAGAGAAGAGAGUAUAUCAUUUUGA